Phycomyces blakesleeanus NRRL 1555(-) is the source of this 471-nucleotide messenger RNA. RefSeq lists its product as hypothetical. Lineage: Eukaryota; Fungi; Mucoromycota; Mucoromycetes; Mucorales; Phycomycetaceae. The transcript is spliced from 2 exons. The record is from RefSeq and is a predicted model, not a curated record. Bases 1 to 471 code for a protein of 156 amino acids.
AUGAUUGAACCAGCUAUACAAACUAGCUGCAAGGCAUUUGACAAUGGUUGUGUGAUUGACUCUGCACUCAACCAAAAUUGUGUAAGGGAGGCACAUAACAUUAGAUUACAGAUUCAGGUUGAUGAGAACUGCAACAUUGGGCAGAGCUACUCUCUAAUCUAUAAGGAUUUCUUUGGGAAGGUCGUCGUUUUCUUUGAGCACAAGCUCAACAACAAGAGGUGGCUGCUUGCUCUUGUUCAGAUAUAUGUCAUCCAUGAAACAAAUGGAAUUCCUGUUGUGACAAAUGUACUCACAAAGCCAAAGAUUGUUCAUUUGGUUGAUGUAAAAGAGCUGAUUGGCUUGGUGAUGUCUACAGCCACUAAUGGACAGCACCAGACAGUGGGUCUCUUUGGUAGUUUGGUCCAGCAGUUAGCCAUGACAGGUGGUACUGUACUUGUGGAUAUUGAUAUCAAUGGUGAGUCGACCAGAUGA